UUUUUCCCCCUAAAGUACAUUACAUUUCUGCUAAGAAAACGAAUCAAAUCUUCUUAUACCUUGCCCCCUAAAGAUGAAAACAAUAUUCGCCAACUUGCUCCACCCGUCCACCUUCUCUUCCUGCUUAUAAGGAAGAGCAAGCAUGGCAAUAUCUAACUACCCAUACCAUUCCUUCCACUGUGACAGCUCUUUGCUUUCAAAGCUUCUUCCCUUUUGUUCAUUUCUUUACCUCUCAGAUAUACCAAACCGAUACUCCGAUUUCCAAACUUUCACUCACAAAUAGAAAUGGCAUCAAACUCUUUCAGUUCUUCACGUAGUUCUUCUGGUUCCUCCUGGACACCAGAGCAGAACAAGCAAUUCGAACGGGCUUUGGCCUACUUCGAUAAGGACACCCCAGACCGCUGGCAAAAUAUAGCCAGGGCUGUGGGGGGGAAAUCAGCAGAGGAAGUGAAGAGGCUUUAUGAGAUCCUUGAGAAGGACAUCAUGCAAAUUGAAACUGACCAAGUCCCAUUGCCCAAUUACAGGUCUACCAGGAGCAAUGGUAGAGGCCCCGGUAAUGAACCAAGGCAGAGUGGUGGUAAUUAUCUCUAAGCAUUAUCUGUGCAUUGCAGCUUGUGUUAAUCUUUGUUUGCCAUCAUUUUAUUUAGUUAUAUUCAUACAUGGGAAUCUUCCUCAUACUAAGAUUCAGGGGAUUGCCCACCAUGAUGCAAUCAUCCAGCAUGAUAAGAAAUCUAAGCAUCUUCAGUUGAUUAUGCUCCACUGGCUUUAUCAGGCAAUAGGCAGGAACAGUCUGGCAAGGUUGAGCAUUUCCAUGGAUUAUACAUGAUGAAUUCAUGGAAACUAAAUUUGGGAAACACAUUGAUAUGUGUCCUAAACAAAUCAGAACACAAACAGAACUUUAUGACCACUCAAAGCUAUGAGAAACAUAUGUGUGAAGCAUAGAAGAUUAUCAAUCCCAACUCCCAUUAUAAUGCAUACAAUGUAAAGAAUUUUCCCCUUUUCUAAUCCCAGAAGUAAAACUCUCAAAGUUUUGUACCAUGUGUCAGUUUAGGGUUACUGCCAUUUCCAUUUGUGGUAGUUAACGCAAAAACCAAUCACUGAAUCCUUCCUAAAGAGAGAAAUACUACAUGAACUUCAGUGAUAUUUUGCAAAAUCCUAUCCCUCUAUUUAACAUUCGAAAAGAAAACAUCAUGAAAUCUAAUCCUAUUUGUUUAAGAUCAUGUGCAUGGUCGGUGUUUCUUGUCUUGAUAAGGAUCACCUAUUGAAGAAUCAAAUCUACAUUCACGAUUGUUGUAGAUUCACUAUGAUCAAGAAACAAUUACAACUCUCUUAUACAAUACAAGAGGCGCCCCUCAUUUAUAUAAGCAUAAAAGCAAGGACAAGGCAUAAGCAACAGGAAAAUUACUAAAGUCCCCAUUGAAUCGAGAACCCAAUGACCAGUACUUAUUAAGGUGCACAAUACCCAACAAAAAUGUUUCACUACUUUCUCAUGCCACGUAAGCACAACCUUUAUGGAUGAUUACACUUCCUUGAAAAGGAGGCUGGAAGUUCGAUUCCUCACGAGGGCCAUUGGUUUCUUAUGUGAGUUGAGAUCCUCUCUCUCUAAACCUCCACCCCCGGGCCUCACUUUUGGCCGGCCGACCGCCGCCUUUGGCUAUGGCGGUCGGCCCAGCUCUCUUUCGUGUUUGUGUGCUGGUUUCUGUUUUCAAUAAACUUGAUUCCCACAAUUUCUUCCCACUUUGGUGUCCUUUUUCUGUGUCUUCAGGGGGGCUUCGGCUUGUUUUUUUUUGUUGUCUGUUUCUGUGUCCACCUUGGGGUUUAAGGGACAAAACAGAGUAGAAGGAGGUCGGGUUUGGACCGGUAUAGAGGUUGGCCAGAUCUGGAUGGAUCUUCAUUCGGGCGCUCUUUUGUGAGUGGGAGUUUGAGGGAUGAACUUGGUUUCGGAUCUAUGGAGUUGCUUCGGUGCUUUGUUUGGAGGGAACAAGGGUGUUGUAGUUGAUCUAGAUCUGUCUAAGAUUUCAUUCGAGCGCUCCUUUUCGAGUGGGAGUUUGAGGGGUGAGCUUCAUCCAGAUGUAUGGUUUUGUCUCGGCGGUUGUUCGAUGUUUUGGGUUGUCAACACCGAGGCUAUUGCAUUGGGCGUGUUUGGAGUUUGGAGCCGGAAAGCUGUGCCCGAUCAUGGAAGUGGAGAUGGCAAUGGGUCUUGUUGUCAUGAGUGUUGAUCGGCCUUGGGUGUAUUCGAAGUGCUCGGAGUUUUGAAUCAGUAUAGAAGUUCAAACCGUGGAAGUGGGUUUUGGCUGUGUUCAGAUGGGUGGCUAUGAAGUUUUCCGGCCAGAGAAACUCCUCGGUAGGAGCAGAGAAGUGUGCAGCAGGUAGGUAAUC
Molecule: messenger RNA, 2379 nt
Organism: Camellia sinensis
Lineage: Eukaryota; Viridiplantae; Streptophyta; Magnoliopsida; Ericales; Theaceae
Source: RefSeq, a predicted model, not a curated record